AUGCCCCACAGUCAAUCCAUGACCUUCCUUAUGGUUGAAGCAGACCGAAGUCGACUCCGGGUCCUCUACGACUUCCUCUUUCGCCACGUGUCGUCCCUGCGGCCCGUGGCGCCGGAGAUCAUCCGGGCAGUGCCGGCGCGCCAGGCCCUUCGGGGAUUCGCGCGCCCGUUGCGGGGCGGGCGCCGAGAUCCCCACCACUUGAGCUACCCGACCUCAAGGAUCUCUACCUUCUGGAGCCACAGUUGGCAUGGCAACAAGUGGCUCAAGGCCCUAACUGCCCUGUGGCUCUACAAUUCGCUUCCGGCCACCUGCGUGUCGACGCUGGGUGCGCUGGCGGCCGCGGGCCUGUAUGCCGUGGGGGUCCUUCCGGGCCUGGACUACUGGGAUACCUAUGCGUAUCCUCGCAGCUUCUGGGCAUCUGCGGUGGGCCUCGUGCUCUACAGCAUAGACCAGCGCGAUCCCGCGAGGAAGGCUGCCGGAAUCCUGUCUCUGGGUGCCUUUCUGAGGUGCUCGGAGUCCAUGCUCGUUCUGUGGGAUCCGACCUACACCCACCGGCUCUGGUGCAUAUUCGAGCUGUCGGGGUACCUUCACACUCGAGAAGGGGCCGAACAUCACCUCGUGGUGCGUCCUGUGCUGUUGGGACCCUGCUACCUGUUGCUGACCCUGGCGCUCGCCAGCACCACCUUUGCCGUCGGAAGCAUCCCGGAGGAGAACAAAGUCGUCCUCUGGUUGACGCAAGCAGUAAUCCUGACCGUUGGCUUCUACCCAAGCGUGGUCUCAUACCGCCAUGACUUCCGAGCGCUCGAAGACCUGCGUGGUGAUCUAGAGGGCUUCACGUUGCGAGGCACGGAGUGUGAGUGUUGCAGGCUGGACCAUGUGAAGAAUGGGCGGCGGAUUAGUUGCGACCGGGAAGUGGUACUGCGAUGUCUCACGUCUUGGUUCGGCAGCACGGAGAACUUCGAGGAACUCGUGCGUUCAGAAGUUCUACACACCCUCAUGCACGAGUUGUCCACCGAGUUCUUCCGGUACAAGCGCUGCAUCCCACCUCUCAUCCCGGUGGCGUGGUCGUAUUUAGACACGGCAUCCGCCGAGGCCCGGAAGCACUGGGGUACAGGAUUCAGCCACUUCACGGAGGUGACAAAGGAGCUUGUGCGCGGCUUUGCAUGGUGGCUCUGCGUCGUGCCCUCCAUCCUCUUGGUCUUCCUGAGGCUUGCGUAUUGCUUGCGAGCCAGGCCCUCCACGCCAUGUUGCGAUUGGGCGGUGAAUGCACUGAUCCUGCUGUGCAUUGUGGCCAUGUUUGUGGCUGCUGUGCAGCUGGAGUUUGCCUGCAUGCUGGUGCACGAUGCCGUCAUUCCCUGGAAUUGGUAUUUCAGGGGGCUGCACGUGGCCAUGCUCUUCUUUGCCUCCCUCUGCUUGCCUCUGGCUGUGCUACUCUUCCAGUGCGUGCAUCCCCGCUACAACCGACUUGGCGCGCCAAGCGCGCCCAGCGCGCCCAGCGCGCCCAGCGCGCCAAGCGCGCCAAGCGCGCCAAGCGCUCCAAGCGCGCCAAGAGCCACAAUACAGCUCUAG
Molecule: messenger RNA, 1569 nt
Organism: Symbiodinium natans
Lineage: Eukaryota; Dinophyceae; Suessiales; Symbiodiniaceae
Source: the annotation of a GenBank genome assembly